Helianthus annuus (common sunflower) is the source of this 552-nucleotide messenger RNA. Its product is annotated as snakin-2. Lineage: Eukaryota; Viridiplantae; Streptophyta; Magnoliopsida; Asterales; Asteraceae. The record is from RefSeq and is a predicted model, not a curated record. Bases 159 to 389 code for a protein of 76 amino acids. The transcript is spliced from 4 exons.
UUAAGACUCUCUUAUCACACACACAAAAUGGGAAUCCACAGAGCAUUUGUUGCUUCGCUUCUUAUUUCUCUUUUUGUCUUCCAACUUGCCAAAGCCUUACAUCCCAAUCAACUCACCAUGUGUAGUGGUAAUGCCCCUACCCUUGGACGUUUUACGGCAUGUGGCAGGGUGCUACUAGCGUUAACACAUACCCACCCACCAAGAUCGAUUGUGGAAAGGCAUGUGCAGCAAGGUGCGUACUAUCAAAAAGACCAAACUUAUGCAAUCGGGCAUGCGGUACAUGUUGUGGAAGGUGCAACUGUGUGCCUCCGGGCACCUCGGGCAACUAUGAAUCUUGUGAUUGCUAUGCUCAGAUGACUACCCGAGGAAACCAAAAGAAGUGCCCGUGAAAAUUCCUCUAAAUUAUUUUUACCAAUUACCAUGAUAAUGGGUCCAUAUCAAGAAAAGCUUAUUUCCUUCUUAUUUUUUUUUCUUCCUAUCUUUCUGAAUUAUGUUAUUCAAAUUUAUGUCUCAUUACAUACGUUAAUAAAAACCGCUUAUGUUUAUUUUGUA